AGAAUUGAUGUUAAGAUUUCGCUUCCCGAAACAAGGAACUCCGUUUAAGGAAAGGAAAACAGCGUACGAGGAAGAGAGGUAGAAAACGGCAUGCAGUGGUGGGCGUCAUGGCGGAGGUGUUAUAUUGGAUCUCAACGUUUGUUCUAAUUUUGACCCUUCUAUGUAUCCUCGGUUACCAGCUUAUAUUAUUGGUGGACUUGGAAUUUGAUUAUAUCAACCCAUACGAUUCAACGUCUCGGAUAAACCAGGUUGUCUUACCAGAGUUCAUCAUCCAUGGAAUCUUCUGCUUCACCAAUCUUAUAGCCGGGCAUUGGUUUAUAUUCCUGCUAUCUCUCCCUUUCCUGUAUUACAAUCUGAGAUUGUACAUUAAAAGAGAGCACUUAGCAGAUGUUACUGAAAUCUACAAUAAGCUAUAUUGGGAGAAAAAGAAGCGGCUGUUCAAAGUUGGAUAUCUUGUUUUGGUAUUUGUAUUUUCUAUAGUCAGCUUGGUAUGGACCCUUGCCGAGGAUGUGCAUUAAUUGGUGGCUUGCCUUCCAUGCCUGCCAUAUGUUUGAAUUACAUUUUUGUUCAAGAAUUAUGUUAUUCUUUGUAUAAAUGUUCCAGCUAAUUAAACUCUUCGUAAUAUCAAAGAAGUUACAGGCUGAUACAUUCACUACAUUGAGGGCAAAUCCAUCUUAUGAGCUGAAUUUGAUUGGCAAGAGCCAUGGCGAGAGCAAUCUGUGAUGAGCCAAGCUCUUUAUAGAGGGGGGACAUGUGACAAUCCAUUUUGGUGCUAAAGCAAGAAACAGAGAAGCUUGAGAAGGUGUGAUUCUCUAAGUGAAGUUUUAUAUUCUUUCUGUGAGUUAGAGUGCUUUAGGCAGGAAAAAAGUUGUUUGAGCUCUCAUUGUGGUUUCGGCACAAACGUAAACGCCUUUUGCCUAAUAUGUAUAUUUUUAUUGUCAUAUUUGCUUCCUCUGCAUGUAAACCCAAGAGUAGCACCACCACCACCACCAAAGACUGAUAACUUUUUCUGUUGUUUUAAACCCUUUUAUAGAGUUACAAAUUCUUUAUCCAAGGCAUUGAUACCUUGAUAAUUUGAUAGUUAAUUGUUUUUAAAUUUAUAAUGUGUAACUAAUAGUACAUAAUUGUUUGACAAAUAAUCAACCAGCUAUGCCUGGCAAACAAG
This is a messenger RNA of Glycine soja, 1165 nucleotides long. Its product is annotated as protein cornichon homolog 4-like. The record is from RefSeq and is a predicted model, not a curated record. NCBI's taxonomy places the organism in Eukaryota, Viridiplantae, Streptophyta, Magnoliopsida, Fabales, Fabaceae. The transcript is spliced from 4 exons. Gene Ontology annotation, biological process: vesicle-mediated transport. The coding region runs from base 108 to 518 and encodes 136 amino acids.